UAAUCAAAACAUUGCUGGCUGUAGUCCUUUUACAUUCGCAACGUGUUUCACGCGGCUUCCGAACCGUGCGGCGAUUAUAUGCGAUCGUACGCGUAAUUAUCUUAAUCGAUCGUUUCGCGACUAAAAUGCCUUAAUUUGGUACGGAUUUGUGCUGUGAGCCCUGCGAGCGGAUCCGACAAACAAAGCUCGAUGGAGUCGAAAUUAAGUGGUUAUGAAGUGCGUCGAGUUGAGUGGUUGGAACGCUUGGACCGGGCAGGAGGGAUAUUGGAAGUCCUGCAGAUUUGUCAGGACAUCUGCAACUGGGUCGAUCGACGAACCGAGGAUCCUGAUCCGACCGACAUAACACCAGGAUCAUCAGGAUGGGGCACACGUCUGUAUUUAAACAACGAGCUGCUGGUACGACUGAAGACCAUCGUCGAAAGUCCAAAGAGUACCUUCGUACAAAGAAGGAUAAUAACCAAGUCGCUGUUCAAAAUCUAUGCCCACAACUUCCGGUACUCGCGAAUGGUGUUUCCCGUAGGAGGAGUUUUACCGAAUGGUACCGUGAUGUCGGAUGAAACUGUUGCCAUCUACGGGAUGAUUUACGCUGGGUUUUUAACGGUUGCGGGUCCGGAAAAUCUGAUCGGGAUCGCUGUGAGAAAUUUUGAACUCUUCCAGACAAUGGGAUGCUAUAAUAGAUGUUUCAAUACCCUGGCAGAAAAUAUGCUGGCACUACAACGGAUAGACUGCUACGAUAAAUUCUUCGUAGAACGGCAGGACAGAAUAUGGCAUAUUGUUUUAUUGAACCUGGAAUCUCCCUACAAAGGAACACGGGAGUAUGUAUUGGGAAUACUGAAAAAUCUAUUGAUCGAAGAUAAAUUCGUUCGAUCAGUUGUCCUACCAGCAAUCCUCAAAUGGAGCUGGUUGAACCGAAACAAAUUCCAUGUGCUGAUGGCACUUUUGGGAAAAUAUCGUCUUGAGACUUUGGAAGAUAUGGCUGGAGAGAAGAUUGAGUUGUAUCAAACAUUGGAGCUAUCACUACAUUAUAAGCAUCUGUUUUCCGGGAGUCAGGGAAUUGUAAGGGUGCAACAGAAACAGCACGACGAUCGAAUCUUUGAACUUCAAGUAAAAAUAUUACAAGAAGGAAACAUUGAACUGGUUCGCACAAUGAUCAAGCAAUGGUUUUCAAAUCUCACGGUAGGAGAUUAUAGAAAACUCUUCAAAAUGAUGAAACUCGAUCAGUUGAAGAUUGGAGAAAACCGAAAAUUCAUGCCACUUUAUUUGAAACAGAAUAACUAUGUCAAGUUUUUCCAAUAUAUGAACCUAUUCCGACGAGAGUUUCAAAGUUCCAAGGAUUUGAACAUUUUGCUGGUGCUGUUGUUGCAAGUUACUGCCGAAAUCAACCUUGAUUGCAUGUCUAUCGCACUUCUGGUCGAAACACUGGUGCACCACAUCACUACUCCAAAUCCAAACAUCCAUCCUUCCACCAGUGUAUUCUACAUUUUCAAACUGAAAGAGUACAUCCUGAAGCAGCUCGGAGUGCCUUCGGUUCAUGUCUGCAAAACGAUCGUAACUCAAUGCACAAAACUGCUGAACCACAUUGCCUCGUUAUCGCUGGAACGGUACGAAGCCAACGAGGAUGCCUACGGGAUCGUGUCGGAGUUGAUGGGAUCAUCUGUAUUCCAUCAGCAUCUGCAGAAGCAAUCCACGAGCAACUACCACAGCAUCAUCACCAGCCUACGGAUGUUUCAAUCGUUUGCCUCGCUUUUCCUGGAAUUUACUCCGAGGUCGCCCUAUCGAUUGCAAGAGAAGGAAUCGACAACCGAUAAUCAAACGACCCAUUUGCUACCGGUAGAGGCGGAUACAUUCUACGAUAUGAUCUACGGCAUAGAACACCUGUUGACUUCGGACUUUGACGAUGUGAAAAUGACGGCUCUGAAAUUGUUGUACAAUAAGAAUUCGGCAUACCACUAUGGACCGGCACUGCAGGGAAAGCUGUCGUUGAUCUAUUCCUAUAGCACCCCAUCGGCUAUAUUGGAAGCCAUGAACAGCUUUUACGACGAGGCACACACGGCUUUGCUCACUUCGCUCCGCGAUCACGAGCGUGAUCUGUUCGCUAUGAUGAAAAAUGACUACCAGCUGUACAAUCAAGUCGACAGCAUCAAUGAAGCCUUUUUUGGUUACGAAGAAUCUCGAACAUUUGGCAUCCUGGAGGACAUCAAAGCCUUCCCGGGAAUGCUUCUGCUGGUGAACCGUGUGGUGGAGUUUGUUUUGCGAUCGUUCAAUUGUGCUAAAUCGAAGGAAGAUCAUAAAAUGAUCGGAUCCACCUUCGAAAUUAUGGACAACAGCCUGCAGCUGCUUCUGGAUCUGUCAUCGCAACGUUCAACCAAUCUUGCGGUGGAUAAGAAGACCAUGUUGAAAGCUCUCUGGAAGGCGUUGCACUCGGCUGCCUGCUUUAUGGAAAACUACGUUCUCUGGAUAUUGGACAACUACAAAAAUCGAUUGGACACUCUGGAGCAGUUGUCAAUCUGCUUGAGGGCAUUUGUCAUGAUACUGAUGAACUGUUGCCAUCGAGGGGCUAUUGAAGCGACUGGUGUCGCGUUUGGGAGGAUAAUCAAGAGAAUCUGCACGCUGAAAGAGUGUCUGGUGGUGAGAAACGAUCACCGCAACCGCCAAGCCAGAAUGAUCGUGGAACUUGCAGAGAGGGUAUUCCGUACUAUGAUUCGAUUACCCAUGCAGGAGACCGACUUUCGCCGGUGUCGGGGCUAUCUCUGGAUGAUUCAUAAUUUCAUCAAGGGAGACUUACACAACAAUGCCGAACGGUCUUAUUUAAAGAUUUACAUCGAAGAAAGUCGUCUACCACUGCACCAAAUAGGGAUGAACCUAGAGACUAUAGCAAAGAUUUCUGUUAUUCAACUGCAUCAGUUGAAUCUGAUGGUACGGGAAGCUACUAUGAAUGAGACCAUCUUAGAGUACAUUGAUGGGAUAAUGAUCAUCGCGCUGGAACGGUUCAAAUCGACAGAAUGGCCCAUCCGUAAUGCAGCUCUCCAACUGUACUCGUCGAUUGUGACCAAACUGGUCGGGCAACGUCAGCAGUGCUCCGAUCCGGAUUGCGAUUGGCUUCCUGUCUACGUAUCAUUGAAUGAGCUGCUCUUCAAACUGGUCAAAUCGAACAAAUACAUUCUGAAGGAGCUUCGUGUCACGGAGCGUGUUCCAACACCAUUCCUGAUAUUGGUUCUGGAAUUCCUUUCCAAGGUAGAAUAUCGAGCAUACAACGUUCUCGGACAAAAGUCCAUUAUCGUGGAAUAUCGAACUCUGAUGUGGCGCUACUUGAGACACGAAAACGAUCAGGUUCGAACACUGGCAGCUACCUGUUUCACGCAGCUGCAUGAUUUCUACGAGGAGAUUCCUCGAUUGAUGGAGAACCUGAUAAUUUGCUUCUUUACCGCCCGAGGGAAUGAGAAUUUCCGCUAUGGCCUUCUGAAGGUGAUACAUUUCAUGGUACGCAAGCGGGUCGCGAACGCACGGUUCGUAUAUGGAAGCGGGUUCGACCGGGACGAAUAUCUAGCACAGAUGCGGCAGCUGUUUGCUAAGUACUGUAUUUUGGACGAUGGCAUUACAGCUAGCUAUCGUGUGCGGUGUCAUUUGUUGGACCUGCUGCUGUAUUUGGGCUUCCAGCGGAUGGACCCCGUUGUAGUCGAGCAGGUAUUCAACAGAUUGGCGUCCAACAACUUCGGACUGAAUGUCUAUCUGAUGCGAACGAAUGCGCUGUAUAACAGACGCUGCACGGGAGGGAAAUCAAACUGCCAACCGAUGGAGUACGAGGUUGUGAUCGAAGGUGAUGACAAAGAAGAUGAUGUGGAGGAGGACUAGAGAUUACAAGGACGUUCUAAGAAUGUCUUUUGUCCUAAAUAAAAGUCUG
This is a messenger RNA of Ochlerotatus camptorhynchus, 3901 nucleotides long. RefSeq lists its product as uncharacterized. The record is from RefSeq and is a predicted model, not a curated record. Lineage: Eukaryota; Metazoa; Arthropoda; Insecta; Diptera; Culicidae. The transcript is spliced from 3 exons. Bases 190 to 3852 code for a protein of 1220 amino acids. Gene Ontology annotation, biological process: tRNA methylation. Gene Ontology annotation, cellular component: cytosol.